Protopolystoma xenopodis is the source of this 702-nucleotide messenger RNA. The record is from the annotation of a GenBank genome assembly. Lineage: Eukaryota; Metazoa; Platyhelminthes; Monogenea; Polystomatidea; Polystomatidae.
AUGUAUUCAGAUCGCCUAUUUUCUGAGUCCUGUCAGCCCCACGUUGCAUCAGAUUUGCUAUCAAACCCUUCGAACAGCUUCCUGUCCUCUUUAGGCCAUGUUCCAGCAACUAACCUCCAAGUAGGCACCGCUGCGAGUGUCCUGCAACUUCUCAAGCUUACCCCCUCAUCUGUCGGUGUUGCAUCUUCUUCAGUUAAUACAGCUAGCCCUGGCUCCAGCUGCCCUACCGUUUCUGUAUGUAGCAAUGACCAUAGACCUAUCAAUAUCAGUGGCUGUACCGAAAACAGUAACUCAGGUCUUGUUAGAUUGAAUCUGGGUGGUUCAUCGAUUUCUACACCGACUGCAUUUACUGUGUCACCCGCCAUCACCAGCACUUCCUCCCUUUUCGCCGCUAUACCCGGAAAUCGGAUGUUCUCAUUGUCAGGUCUUCCACAGGCAUUUUCCCAGCAGCAGCAGCAACAGAACUCAUCUGUAUCCGUUACAAGGUCUCCAAUGACUGGUUCAGUCUGCGCUGCUAGUGCUGGAGUACCGUCACUUACUCCUUCUGUUCAACAACAGUUCCAACAUGACUUAUUUUCAGGGGCACAGACAUUUGGACAGUUCGGUCAAAUGCCCGUGACUUCAGCCGGGAUGAUCGAUGCAUUUCAGGCCAAUCUUAUGCAGCAGCAACAGCAAGCGGUACUCCUUUUUUAUACUCUCUAA